CUUGCUCUCUCUGUAUCUUAUACUCACCACUCCUUGUUUGUAUUCUUGACGACGACGGCAACGGCGAGAUAGACACUUUCUAGGCAAAGGACACAGUGCUCUUCCCCGCACUCAACGUACUAAUCCACAAUCGAGCUCAGCCCUGACAAACGAGCACAGUCUCCUGUCACCUCCACCAUGGGCGACGCUAACCCCAACGAUACCACCACCAAGCACGAGUCCACACCCGCACCCGCAUCCGCACCGCAGACGGCACUCGUCCUGACAACGGGCCCCCAGGCCGAGCACCACAUGUCGGGACAGCUCCCCGCAGACGCAUACGCCUCGUCGCUCUCUCCCUGGCGCGCCGCGAUCCGUGCGUGGGCCCUGAAGGCGGUCGAGCGGGAGAGCCCGGUCAUCGCGCGCGUGCAGGCAAAGGUCCGGCGCCCGUGGCUGGAUGCGUAUUUCGUGUCGACGAGUUCGUUGGGGACGCACACGUUCUUUAUGAUUGCGCUGCCGAUGCUGUUCUUCUUUGGGUAUGACGAGCUCGGACGGGGUCUCCUCUUCAACCUCGCGUUCGGCGUGUAUACCUCGUCCUUUGUCAAAGACCUAGUCUGUUCACCACGACCAUUCUCACCUCCCGUUACUCGCCUCACGAUAAGCACCCACCACCUCGAAUACGGCUUCCCGUCCACACACUCCACCAACGCCGUCUCCAUCGCGCUCUUCGUCUUCUCGCACGUGCACGCCGCCUACACCGCGCCCGCGUCCACGAUGACGCCCGCCGGGUACGCGCUCGCGUGCACUGUCCUCGCCGUGUACGCGUUCAGCAUCGUGCUCGGCCGCGUGUACACCGCCAUGCACAGCGCGACGGACUGUGUCGCGGGCGUCGUGAUGGGCGCCGCGGUCUGGGCGGCCUACGAGGGUGUCAAGCCCGCGCUGGAGCGGUGGCUGGCGAGCGGGUCCUGGAGCGUCCCGCUCACGACCAUCCCCGCCUGUCUCCUCAUGGUGCACUUCCACCCUCAGCCCGUGGACGACUGCCCGUGCUUCGAAGACGCCAUCGCGUUCGUCUCCGUCAUCCUCGGCGGCUGGCUCGCGCGGUGGCACAUCGCCUACGCGGACCUCGCCUCCACGUACCUCUCCUCCGCCUCGACCAUGCCCGGCUCGCUCUUCACCACCUGGGACGCGCGCGCGCUCUGGUGGGGCGUCGCGCUGCUCAAAGUCAGCACGGGCGUGCUCGUCAUCUUCGCGUGGCGCAUCCUCGCGAAAGUGGUCCUGCACCGCGUGCUCCCGCCGCUCUUCCGCGCGCUCGCGGCGUGCGUGCGCCUCCCGAACAGGCGGUUCUACACGCCCGCGACGGACUAUGCGCACGUCGAGCCGGCGGAGGGGCUGCGUCCGAUUCCGUCGGUGAUUGAUCUGCAUGCGCUCGCGGAUAUGGAUGGGGAUGCGGGUGGGGCGGGGGCGAGUGGGGUGUAUGGGAAUAAUAAUUGGAAUGCGAGUAGGAGUGGGAACGGGGCGCUGAAGCGCCGGAAUGGGCUGGGUCCGAGUCCGCUGAGCGAGAGCGGGGAGAAGAAGGAGAAGAAAGAGGAAGAGAGGCGGGAGAGGGGGAAGGCGGGGGUCGUGGAGAGGGGAGGCAAGGACGAGCCGGGAGUGUCUCAUUAUGAUGCGGAUGUGCUUACCAAGGUCGUCGUAUAUGCUGGUAUCGCGCUCCUCGCGUGCGAGGCUAUACCCGUCAUGUUCACUGUGCUCGGCUGGGGCGUUAGGGCGUACUAGAUCAUGCGUUCUGGCAUCGAGUCGGGCGCACGUUGUGAUUUGGCUAUGCUGUAUGUUCGAGGUAUUGAGAGUAGACGGGGUAUGCUAGUGUAGGUGUAGAUGCCAGUCAUCUAAUGCGACUUGGACGUAUGCACAUAUGGCACACGAU
Messenger RNA from Coniophora puteana RWD-64-598 SS2, 1900 nucleotides. RefSeq lists its product as uncharacterized. The record is from RefSeq and is a predicted model, not a curated record. The transcript is spliced from 7 exons. Gene Ontology annotation, cellular component: endoplasmic reticulum membrane. The coding region runs from base 178 to 1752 and encodes 524 amino acids. Lineage: Eukaryota; Fungi; Basidiomycota; Agaricomycetes; Boletales; Coniophoraceae. Gene Ontology annotation, molecular function: sphingosine-1-phosphate phosphatase activity.